UUUUACUUUUUCCACCCAGAAACUCAUGGCCCUUCCCUCGUCCCCAUUUACCUCAAAGGCUUCAGCUUUCCACAUCCCUGCGGAAUCCAAUCCCCCUUGCAGCCUCCUGCAAAAGCAUCCUUCCCUAUCCCUUCUCUCCGGAUGCAAAAAUAUGGAGACCCUCAAACAAAUCCACGCCCAAUUCAUAAAAUUCGGCCUCCAUAAUACCCAUUUCGGGCUAAGCAAACUAGUCGGCUUUUGCGCCUUAAGCCCGUAUGGUGACUCAAAUUACGCGCUACUAAUCUUUGACGCCAUUGAGAAUCCCACCGAAAUCUUAUGGAAUACAAUAAUUCAUGGGUACGCGUUAAGCUCAAAUCCUGAAUUAGCUCUGGAGUUUUACGUAAAAAUGGUUUCGUUAGGCAAUUAUCCAAAUUCCUAUACAUUUCCUUCCCUUUUCAAGUCUUGCAAGAAAUUAAUGGCAGCCCAGAUAGGAAAACAAGUUCAUGGAUGUGUGUUAAAACUCGGUUUGGACAGUUAUGUUCAUAUACAUACUUCAAUUAUCAAUAUGUAUGCUCAAAUUGGUGAACUCGGUCAUGCCAGACAAGUGUUUGAAAAAAGUAGUUUCAGAGAUGCCGUGUCUUUUACAGCACUGAUAGGUGGCUACGUUUCGAGGGGCUGUUUGGAUGAGGCUAGGGUACUUUUUGAUGGGAUUCCUGUUAGAGAUGUGGUCUCAUGGAAUGCUAUGAUUUCAGGAUAUGCUGAAGUGGGAAGAUUUGGGGAGGCCUUGAGUUUGUUUGAAAAUAUGUGGAAGUUAAAUGUCACGCCUAAUGAGAGCACAUUAGUGAGUGUUCUUUCUGCUUGUGCACGUUCAGCCGGGCUUCAACUGGGGAAGCGGGUGGAUUCUUGGAUCAAUAGAAAUGGGCUUGAUUCGAAUCCUCGAGUGGCUAACGCUCUGGUUGAUAUGUAUGCGAAAUGUGGUGAGAUUGAUACAGCUCGAAGUUUGUUUGAUGGUAUGGAAGUGAAAAAUAUUGUUUCGUGGAAUGUUAUGAUCGGCGGACAUACGCAUGUGAGUGAGUAUAAAGAAGCCUUGGCUGUUUUUCGCCAUAUGCAACUAGAGCGUGUGGAACCUAACGAUGUUACAUUCUUGAACAUUCUUCCAGCUUGUGCGCAAAUGGGCGCUUUAGAUAUGGGCAGAUGGAUACAUGUUUAUAUCAACAAAAAUUGCCAUCACUUGCAAAAUUCCUCAGUUUGGACGAGUCUUAUUGACAUGUAUGCUAAAUGCGGAAGUAUCGAAUCUGCAAAACAAGUGUUCUUUGGGUUGGAAACUAAAAGCCUGUCUUCUUGGAAUGUGAUGAUAUCAGGGCUAGCCAUGCAUGGGAAUGCACAUGGUGCAAUUGAUCUUUUCUCCAAAUUGAUUGAGGAGGGUAUCGAACCUGAUGACGUUACUUUUGUUGGUCUUUUGUCAGCUUGUAGCCAUGGUGGUAUGGUUGAACUUGGUCGCCUGCAUUUUAGUUCCAUGGUCCAAGAUUACAAAAUCCAACCCAAAUUGCCGCACUAUGGAUGCAUGAUUGAUCUUUUGGGUCGAGCUGGAUUAUUCGAUGAAGCAAAGUCACUGUUGGCGUGUAUGGAUAUUGAGCCUGAUGGUGCCAUAUGGAGUUCCCUUCUUGGAGCUUGCAGGAUUCACGGAAACCUUGAAUUAGGUGAAUAUGCUGCCUGCAGCAUUUUCAAAUUGGACCCCAAUAAUCAUGGAGCAUAUGUGCUUGUGUCAAAUAUCUAUGCAGGAGCAGGAAGGUGGAAUGAUGUAGCUAGAAUAAGAACCAUGCUCAAUGAUAAUGGACUGAAGAAAGUUCCUGGCUGCACGUCCAUAGAACUAGACUCCGUUGUGCACGAGUUUCUUGUCAGUGAUAGGACACAUCCACAGAGCGAAGACAUAUACAGGAUGCUGGACGAAAUAGAUAGGCGGCUAGAAAUGGCAGGGCACGUUCCCAAUACAUCGGAAGUCCAUUAUGACAUGGAUGAGGAGUGGAAGGAAGGGAUACUGAGUCAACACAGUGAGAGGUUGGCGAUUGCAUUUGGAUUGAUCAGUACAAAACCGGGAACGACCCUGAGGAUUGUAAAGAAUCUCCGAGUUUGUGGCAACUGCCAUUCGGCCACAAAGCUGAUAUCUAAGAUAUUCAACAGGGAGAUCAUUGCCAGGGAUCGCAAUCGGUUUCACCAUUUCAAGGAUGGCUGUUGCUCAUGCAUGGACUAUUGGUAGAUUUGUUGCACUUUAGGCAAACUAAGUUAGAUUUCAAUUGAUGGCUGUUUCCUAGUUGGAGUUUGCAGCUCAAAAUGGAAAAUUACAUUAAGCACUUAGCUGUUUAUAACGUGAAAGCUCCGAAUCUAUAUGACUAAUGUUGCAAAUGAAAGUUGGUUGCA
This is a messenger RNA of Coffea eugenioides, 2397 nucleotides long. RefSeq names its product pentatricopeptide repeat-containing protein At1g08070, chloroplastic. NCBI's taxonomy places the organism in Eukaryota, Viridiplantae, Streptophyta, Magnoliopsida, Gentianales, Rubiaceae. The record is from RefSeq and is a predicted model, not a curated record. Gene Ontology annotation, biological process: RNA modification. The transcript has a single exon. Bases 26 to 2236 code for a protein of 736 amino acids. Gene Ontology annotation, molecular function: RNA binding; zinc ion binding; protein binding.